Hemibagrus wyckioides is the source of this 6900-nucleotide messenger RNA. RefSeq names its product zinc finger, MIZ-type containing 1a (gene zmiz1a). Gene Ontology annotation, biological process: protein sumoylation; regulation of transcription by RNA polymerase II. The coding region runs from base 492 to 3734 and encodes 1080 amino acids. The transcript is spliced from 25 exons. Gene Ontology annotation, molecular function: SUMO ligase activity; zinc ion binding. The record is from RefSeq and is a predicted model, not a curated record. Lineage: Eukaryota; Metazoa; Chordata; Actinopteri; Siluriformes; Bagridae.
GGGACGCGUUUUGUUAGCAACCGCCAAGCAUGGCUGUGGUAAUAGAAUAGCCCGUGUAAUUUGACACUUCAACUUGCCGUGCUCUACGCUAGUUGAUUCAGGCAGUCGCACUCCGGCGAAAGCCUUGUGCGCCUUUUCCCUACUGUUUUGCAAAGUAUAAAGGAGGAAAAGAAAAAACAAAACAAAACCCCACUCCGGCUGAGGCAGGAUUUUUCCCGGAGCCGCGCUCGGAUCAGAUCUGAAAGUGCGCUGGAGGCCGGUGUAGCUCCGAGCGGGGAGAGAAGGAGCUUCCCCACCGACUCUAUGAAGGGCGGGGAGGGGGAGGGGGGGCCACUCAGCACACCGCAAGCCUGCACUGCCAACAGAUCAGCUCGAUGAUUGAUGAGGAUAUAAGAGUGGAUUUGCUAAACACUAAACAAAGAAACCUACCGCGUCCUCUGAGAGAAGAACUUUAAUGGCUUCCAGGUAGAGAGAAAGAGACAGCAAUCAAGAUGAACUCGAUUCCGUCGAUGGACAGACAUAUACAGCAGACCAAUGACAGACUGCUGUGUAUCAAACAGCACUUACAGAACCCGGCCAAUUUUCAGACCGCGGCUACAGAGCUGCUUGACUGGUGUGGAGACCCGAGAGCUUUCCAAAGGCCCUUUGAGCAAAGCCUGAUGGGAUGUCUGACGGUGGUGAGUCGUGUUGCAGCACAGCAGGGUUUUGACUUGGACCUGGGCUACCGGCUCCUGGCUGUGUGUGCAGCCAACCGGGACAAGUUCACCCCAAAGUCAGCAGAAACCAACACCUGCAGGAGAUGUCAAAGUGACUCAGCACUGCUGUCGUCCUGGUGCGAGGAGCUGGGUCGACUUCUCCUGCUGCGGCACCAGAAGAAUCGGCAGAACGAACCCCAGGGCAAAGUGCCUAUGCAGCCACCCAUGAACUCUAUGAAGCCCUCGCUCUCCCACGGUGAUGGGUCCUUUCCGUACGACUCGGUUCCUUGGCAGCAGAAUGCCAACCAGGCCCCAGGCUCAUUGUCAGUGGUGACGACAGUGUGGGGGGUGACCAAUACAUCACAAAGUCAGGUAUUGGGCAACCCCAUGGCUAACACCAACAACCCCAUGAACCCUGGAGGCAAUGGAAUUGGGUCUGGAAUGUCAGCCAACAACCCAGGAAUGAACUCGCCUCAGUUUCCUGGCCAACAGCAGCAGUUCUCAGCCAAAGGUGGUUCCAACCAGGCCUACAUGCAGCAGGGCAUGUACGGGCGAGCAGGGCAUCCUGGAGCUGGAGGAUUCAGCGGAAGUUAUCCGGGUGGUCCGAAUGCUCCAGGUGGCAUAGGCAUGCCCCCUCACACAAGGCCUCCAUCCGACUUUACUCAGCCUGCUGCUGCCGCCGCCGCUGCUGCCGUAGCCGCUGCCGCCGCCACCGCAACAGCCACUGCCACGGCGACUGUAGCUGCCCUGCAGGAAACCAACAAGGACAUGAACCAGUAUGGACAGAUGUGCUCAUCGUUUCAGAUGGGCCCUGCGCAGGGUUAUAACAGCCAGUUUAUGAACCAGCCUGGACCCCGGGGCCCACCGACCAUGGCAGGAGGCAUGAACCCAGCUGGCAUUGGUGCUGCCAUAAACAACUCCAAUAUCAGUGGCCCUCCAAUGGGCAUGAACCAGCCCCGGGCACCGGGAAUGGGGCCGUUCGGAGCCCACGGCCAAAGGAUGCCACAGCAAGGAUAUCCAGGCCCCAGACCUCAGUCUAUGCCCAUACAGGGCACAAAGAGGCCAUAUCCUGGAGAGCCCAACUAUGGGGGUCAGCAGUUUGGACCUAAUGGCCAGUUCCCCAGUCAGCAAGGGCAGUACCCAAACCCUAAUGCCUCCAGAGCCCUGCCCUCUCCCAGUUACCCCGGUCAGAGGAUGCCAGGCCAGCAGGGCACAGGCCAGUACCCGCCUUCAGGAGUACCCAUGGGCCAAUACUACAAGCAGGAGCCAUUUAAUGGCCAAAAUAACAAUUUCUCUGGAGGUAGUUAUGGCUAUAAUCAAGGCAGUGGGCCUCCUCGGCAGGUUGUGAACUAUCCUCAUUCACCUGUUCCUGGGAAUCCCACACCACCCAUGACUCCAGGAAGCAGCAUCCCGCCGUACCUAUCGCCCAGCCAGGACGUCAAGCCUCCAUUUCCCCCGGACAUGAAACCGAAUAUGACGUCUCUGCCUCCACCACCGACUAACCCCAACGAGGAGCUGCGGCUGACCUUCCCCGUACGUGACGGCGUGGUGCUCGAGCCGUUCAGACUAGAGCACAACCUGGCUGUCAGCAACCAUGUCUUCCACCUGCGGCCUUCUGUUCAUCAAACGCUCAUGUGGAGGUCUGACCUGGAGCUGCAGUUUAAGUGCUACCACCAUGAGGACCGGCAGAUGAACACGAACUGGCCAGCGUCGGUGCAGGUCAGUGUGAAUGCCACGCCACUCACCAUCGAGAGAGGGGACAACAAGACGUCCCACAAACCCCUGCACCUGAAGCACGUGUGUCAGCCGGGAAGGAACACCAUCCAGAUUACGGUCACAGCCUGCUGCUGUUCUCACUUGUUCGUGCUGCAGCUGGUGCACAGGCCGUCAGUAAGAUCCGUCCUGCAGGGCCUGCUCAAGAAGAGGCUCCUGCCAGCAGAGCACUGCAUUACCAAAAUAAAGAGAAAUUUCAGCAGUGUAGCAGCGUCCUCUGGGAAUGCGACGCUGAACGGAGAGGAUGGCGUGGAGCAGACAGCCAUCAAAGUGUCCCUCAAGUGUCCCAUAACAUUCCGGCGGAUCCAACUUCCAGCCCGGGGACACGACUGCAAGCAUGUGCAGUGCUUUGACCUGGAGUCCUACCUGCAGCUGAACUGUGAGAGAGGGACGUGGAGGUGUCCUGUAUGCAAUAAAACCGCGUUACUGGAAGGUCUGGAAGUGGACCAGUACAUGUGGGGAAUUCUCAAUGCCAUCCAAAAUUCGGAGUUUGAGGAAGUCACCAUCGACCCCACGUGUAGUUGGCGGCCGGUGCCCAUAAAGUCUGACCUGCACAUAAAGGAGGAUCCAGAUGGCCCUCUGGCCAAGCGCUUUAAAACCAUGAGUCCCAGUCAGAUGAUCAUGCCUAAUGUGAUGGAUAUGAUUGCUCAGCUGGGGCCAGGACCCUCACCCUACACCUCCCUCCCCCCUCAGCAUGGAGGGAACAACACAGAGUACGCCAGCCAAGGCAACAGUUACCAGGGCCAUGGAAACUUUGACUUUCCACACAGUAAUUCUGGUGGAGGAGCUCCAAUAAAUGACUUCAUGCACGGCCCUCAGCUCUCGCACCCUCCGGAUGUACCCAACAACCUCAUGGGUCCAGAUAAACCUCUGAGCCACGGCAUGGCCGACUCGAUGCCUCAUCCUGUGAGUGCUGAGCAAUCCCAUGCUUCCAUGCCACCAGGCAUGCACGUAUCGCCCCACCCCAACAGCCAAUCUGCACAGCCAUUACAUCACAGCGGCCCUUCAUCCGGCCCGCCCCCACGCCAAGCCCCGCCCCCGCAGCAACAACAGCCUGGCCCCAACAGCCACACGCACGGUGACAUAACCUUUAACCCUGCGGCUGAGGGCCAGGUAGGCGGUCAAGGGGCAGCAGACAUGCCCGAGCCCUCUCUGGAGCUGCUGCCCGAGCUGGCCAACCCGGAUGAGUUACUGUCAUAUCUGGACCCUCCGGACCUCCCAAGCAACAGCAACGACGAUCUGCUCUCCCUCUUUGAGAACAACUGACUUUCCUAAGCCACCUUUACCUGAGGCACUGACAAGUUCCGCUGUCAGGAGUCAAGCAGCACCCUGACCACCAGUUCAGUACUUUACGACCGCAAAACACUCGUCCUCCCUCUGCCUCUACUUGUGUAAAUAUCUCACUCUUUUACGGACGUCCUUUUUCCACACAUGUAUGGCAGCCAUGUUGGUUGGCACUAAAGUGAUAUUUCAAUACUAAUAUGAAAAAACAAAACAAAACAAAAAAACUGUGCAGCUAUAAUCAUAAGAAUAUAUGUCACACAGAACUGUAUGUGUGCUCACUAGGAAAGUGUUGUAGCAUUUUUUUAAUUCAGAUUUUUUUUCCUUUUGUGAAAAGCAAGACCUGAAUAGAAAAAAAAAAUAUAUACUUCCUGUACUGGCUUAUGUGUGUGUCCCCCAUGAGCAUUCUGAGGUUUGUUCUUCCAAGCUUUACGUCCACAGCUUCCCAAAUCUCCCAUCUAGUGUUUUUGACUGGAUGUCCUCACUGUAUGUCCGAAGUCCCACGGAAAAAAAAGCACAACAGCAUUCAGCGGAACUGCAACAGGAAGACUGAAAAUGAAAACAUCGCAGGAGCAAAAAGGCUGCAUCACAGUCGCUGAGAGGUUUAGCAUCAUAGCGAUGUGGUACUCCCAUCUCACAGACUUAAUGCCGGGCCUCUGAAGUCCUCUGUAGCUCAUGUGGAAGGCGUGAUUUGUGGGAAUCCCCUUCAGAUCGGCAUAUCGCGUCUCAUUCUGUCCAUCAUAUUCACUCACGAGUGUUGCGUUCGAAUCGGAACGAGUUGACGAGGGCAUUGUGACAAUUUCACUGUUUUUUUGUUUUUUGUUUUCUUCUUCAUUUCACUGUUUUUUAUAGGAACACCAACAUAUCAAUACUGUAUGUGUGAUACCGUGCAUCAAUAACCAGCACUGUACCUCCUUUCGCGAAUCUCUCCAUCUCUGAGUACUGUGGAAGCAAAAGUCGGUGGGCAAUUCAUUUUUGUAAUGUAAGAAGUAAUGCAAUCAACUUUUUAAAGAGUAGUUUGAGUGUCGAAAACAUCCGUAAUCCUCUGUCAGCUGUCUCUUCUGGGAGUCUUUCCCCAUUUAAUGCAUGAGCUUUUGUCCCUCCCAGGCCUGUGAUGUCAUGAAUAACAAGAACUCCAUGUGUGCAUACAGUGUGUUCAUUGUGCACUCGUGCCAAUCCCACGUUGUUUUAGUGACCGAACCAAGUGUAGACUGAUGUCUCUCUCUCUCUGUCUCUCUCUCUUUUUUUUAAACCAGUGCGUUCAGGCGUGUUCCUCUGUCCUGUUUUUAUUCAUUUUAAACAUGAACUAUGAUCAUGUAAUGACUACGUUUGUUAUGCGCAAUAUAUUGUUCAUGAUAUAAUUCCUUUUUUUUUUUUCCCCCCACUGUUGGUGUAACUCUCUAAAUGUACAGUGUGUGUGCGUUUAUUACAAAAAGGCCAUGUAUUACCAAAGUUCUGCAUAAUGAUUGGAGGAGAUGGCCCGAACCUGUCGUACCAAGCUGAUUAUCUUCUUUCGAGACGGUUAAGCAUGUGACGCCUUCCUUUCCAUCCACGCAUUCACACAACAAUAUAAUCAUCACAUGCUGUUGUAUGGUACAGUGAUCUUUAUGGUCUUUGUUUUGUAGAGGUUACACGUCUAUGUACGAGUCUACAUACAUCUGUUUCAUCGUUUAUCCCCAUAACCCCCCUGAAAGAGUCGAAAAACGAGUCCGAAUUGACCCCCCACCCCCCAUGCAUUAGGCCCAGCUUGCCUGGUCUAAACGGAAACCACUGAACACACCAGAUUACUGUUUAACAGUUUUUGUAUUAUGAAACACAACUUUAUAUAAAUUCCUGAUAAGAACUGCAAAUAAAUACGCAUUACUCCUUGCUUAAUUUCAAUUCUGUUAAUCAUUAAUGUCAAAAUGUACUGUAUGUUUGCUUUAAGAUUUCUUUUCUCCUUUCGUUUGAGUUGGUGCUCAGACAGUACAUGGUUUUUCAGCAGUACAUUGUUUGUGCUUCACAAAUGCAUACCUUUUUCACAAACCUGUUUUAUUUGUCAAUGUUCCAUUUUAAAUUAUUUCGUCUCAGACUGUCGGUGUAUAGACCUUAUGUUCGUCGUCCUAAACAGGCCAUCGUGCUUUAGCCUGUAGCUCCAGUUUGAGUUUGUAAUUCACUUGUCUUUUUAUUUUUAUUUUUUUAUUAUUAUUUUUUUUUAACUGAUGCACUGCCACAGUUUUGUUCUUACUUUGUAGUCACCUACAGACAGAAACUGAACUGAACUCUCCACUUGCACAUCGGAUCGACUGCAGGUGGUUGAGACGAGUCCCUGUUUUAGAGCCGUCACUUACUGUAGCUGUACAGAUAUCGGAGAAGGGAGCGAGUCGAUGUGGAGACAGUCAGAGUGAAAUGAAUUAGAUGCUGUUUUGUCCCUGAUUCAGUCACCGGUCUCAGUGGGAAACGCUUUGAAAGAACGCCCUAGCAGGGGACAUAAGGGAUGCAUGUACAUAUGUAAAUGACAAAUAGAGACACGUUAACAGAAAUGUAUUCAUUUUCCCCAGGGGAAUGUGCAUUGUGUAUUUAGAAUUUGUAAAGCUUGCAACCUCCUAUCAGACUCGAAUUGGGUAAAAUGAAUCUGUGUUUGUUAGCGUCUGUGGAACCUCUUUCCAUUUUAUUUUUUUUUUUUUCCUUCGUUCUUUCGUUUCACUUAUGUAAAAUAUUUCCAACGCCUCCAAGAAAAGGGGAAUUAUGGGGGCAGACAGACACACUCGUUUCACCUUUGUGUAAUUAGCUUCCGUGUAUUGCUCCAUUACCUGUGUACUCUAUAAGGUGCUACUAAAGAUGAAGAAAAUCCUGGGGAAUAAUUUGGAGGAUGGGGCACGGGGCCUGGAGUGGUUCCAAAAAGAUUGUAACCAAAUUAAUAGUUUGUACAAUUUUGAUAUCACGAUCGGGGUGGGGUGGGGGGGGAGGUACAAUCUGAGGUGAUUGGCACCUAAAGUGGCAGUUGUCUUCUUUUGUUUUGUACAUUCUGUGUACAAUCAUUUCAUAUUCUAAACUGUUCGGAAGAAAAAAAACUAAUUGUGAUUUUUAGUCUUGCAAAACUGUAUGUAGUUAGAUGCUGUGACAUCCUAAUAUUUAUCUAAUAAAUAUGUAUUCAGAUGAAACAUGCUCA